CCUGAGAGUUCCUGAUGCCGAGCGGGCGAAAUGGUGCUCCUGGAAGUGCCUACUCUUACCCUGACGAUUUGUGUCGCUUGCCUGAUUUUUCUUUGGGUAUGGAGGAACAGUCAGCGCCAGGGAAGCCUCCCUCCUGGUCCAAUGCCUCUUCCCAUCAUCGGGAAUAUGCUGCAACUAGACCCCAAGGACCUCCCUGCAUCCUUCUCCAAGCUGGCUAAGGAAUACGGCCCUGUCUACACCCUGCGCAUUGGCCCGCAGCUCACCGUGGUCUUGCAUGGAUACGAGGCAGUGAAAGAAGCUCUGAUUGAUCAGGGGGACGAGUUCCUCGGUAGAGGAUCAAUGCCAAUCGCUGAACAUACCCUAAGAGGAUAUGGAAUCCUUUUCAGUCAAGGAGAGAGGUGGAAGCACAUGCGGCGCUUCUCCCUCCUGACCCUGAGGAACUUUGGAAUGGGGAAGAGGAGCAUCGAGGAGAGGAUCCAGGAGGAAGCCCGGUGCCUUGUGGAGGAGCUCCGGAAAACAAAGGCCCAGCCCUUUGACCCCUCCUUCAUCUUCUCCUGUGCUCCGUGUAAUGUGAUCUGCUCCGUCCUCUUCAACGAGCGUUUCCAGUACACUGAUGAGAGGUUCCUGUACCUGAUGAAUUUGCUAAAUGAAAAUUUCAGGCGCCUCAACUCUCGAUCGAUCCAGUUGUAUAAUCUCUGGCCAACACUCAUAAAACAUCUUCCUGGAGAGCACAGAGCAUUCUUAAGAAGAACUCAGGACAUGAGAAAUUUUAUCAUGGAGAAAGUCAAGGAGCAUCAAGAGUCCCUCGAUCCGAACCACCCUCGGGACUACAUUGAUUGUUUCUUGAACAAGAUGGAGCAGGAGAAAGACAAUCCGGCAUCUGAAUUUAACUUGAGGAACUUGGCAGCUUGUGGAUCUAAUUUGUUUGUGGGGGGAACAGAGACAACGAGUAGCACCCUGAGAUUCGGGCUCCUGCUGCUAAUGAAACACCCUGCCGUGGAAGCCAAACUGCAUGAAGAAAUUGACCGGGUGAUUGGCCCCAACCAAAGCCCCUGUAUGAUGGACAAGACGAAGCUGCCCUACACGGAGGCCGUGUUGCACGAGAUACAAAGAUUCAUCUCCCUCCUUCCUUGUAAUCUGCCCCACUCUGUGACCAAGGACACGAAAUUCAGAACAUACGUCAUCCCUAAGGGCACGAUUAUAUUUCCGUUACUGUCUUCAGUCUUGUUCGAUGACAAGGGGUUUCCCAAUCCAGAGAAGUUUGACCCAGACCAUUUUUUGGAUAAAAACGGCAACUUCAUGAAAUCAGACUACUUUGUGCCUUUUUCCCUUGGAAAACGAGCUUGUGUGGGAGAGAGCCUGGCACGCAUGGAGCUGUUCCUCUUCCUCACCACCAUCCUGCAGAACUUUUCCUUGAAGCCCCUCAUCGAGCCAAAGGAUCUACCCAUCAAACCUAUCACUAGUGGGAUUAUCAAUUCCCCACCACCUUUCAAGUUAUGCCUCAUUCCUAGAUAAGAGAAGAACUUUUAUCUAUCAAUCAGCUGCAUUGGAAAUCAAUUUGCUUCCCUCUACUGGAAAUUUAUUUCAUGACAAUCUCUUCUUUUCAAUGCCACUUAGGCUAGAAAUCCUAUACACUAAAAAGUUGAUGGACAUUUGUUAAAAUCUACAAAUUCGUUGGCAAAAAUGACUGGAUUUCGUAAAGUGCAAGGUAUACCAUGGCCAUUGAAGCCAGUUCCAAUUCAAUCAGACCAGUCCUAUAGAUGGCCUGGAUCAGGGCAAUCAACAAAUAGUGGAGCCUUUACCAUUUCUUGCUAAGGAGCCCUGGUAGCUAGCCCUGUGGAUUAGUCAUUGGGCUGCUAACCACAAUAUCGGUAGCUCAAACCCAU
This is a messenger RNA of Echinops telfairi (small Madagascar hedgehog), 1886 nucleotides long. Its product is annotated as cytochrome P450 2C23-like. Gene Ontology annotation, biological process: xenobiotic metabolic process. The record is from RefSeq and is a predicted model, not a curated record. Gene Ontology annotation, cellular component: cytoplasm; intracellular membrane-bounded organelle. The transcript has 9 exons. The coding region runs from base 31 to 1515 and encodes 494 amino acids. NCBI's taxonomy places the organism in Eukaryota, Metazoa, Chordata, Mammalia, Afrosoricida, Tenrecidae. Gene Ontology annotation, molecular function: iron ion binding; oxidoreductase activity, acting on paired donors, with incorporation or reduction of molecular oxygen, reduced flavin or flavoprotein as one donor, and incorporation of one atom of oxygen; heme binding.